Aureococcus anophagefferens is the source of this 1140-nucleotide messenger RNA. RefSeq lists its product as hypothetical. The record is from RefSeq and is a predicted model, not a curated record. Bases 1 to 1140 code for a protein of 379 amino acids. NCBI's taxonomy places the organism in Eukaryota, Pelagophyceae, Pelagomonadales, Pelagomonadaceae. The transcript has 2 exons.
AUGAACGACCCGGGCUCCGGACCCCCCAUCAUCAUCCCGCACGGGACCAUGAAUUUACGCGAGAUAGAGAACAUGAUCGCCCUGCGCCUCCGGCGCCGCCGCACGCCCUGGGCGCCCUUCUUCGCGGGGCUCCUCGGCGUCUUUUGCGCGCUCGCGCGCCCGCCGACGCGGGACGACGCGGCCGCCCUGCCCACGCGCCCCGAGGACUGGGAGCGCCCGCGCGAGCACGCGUCCGCCUGGAACGCGAGCGUGCGCCUGCGGUUCCCGCGGGACGAGGCCGUCUUCCGCGGCGGCACGCCGCUCGUCUUCGCCGCGGGCCUCAGCCGCACGGGCACGUCGACGAUCCAGGCGGCGCUCAUGGAGCUCAACCUGACCGUGGACCACUCCCUCGAGACCAUGGCCCACGACCUCGACUUCUGGUACUACUACCUCAGCGGCCAGGUCGAGCGGCCCGACGUGACGAAGUUGAUCGAGCCGCGGGGCGUCGACGCCGUCGCGGACUGCUGGUUCGCGCACCUCCUGCCGGAGCUCAUCCGCGAGUACCCCGACGCCAAGGUCAUCCUGGGCACGCGGCCCCGCGAGCCCUGGCUCAAGUCCUACCGCAGCUACAUCGCGACGUCGCACCUCUACCACUGGCGCCGCCAGGUCUUCCGCCUCUUCGCCGCGCGCGCGACGCGCCACCUCGGCCUCGGCGCCCUCUUCCGCAAGCUCGGCUGGAUCGACGCCUCGGGCAGCGGCUACGACCUCGAGAAGCUGCCCCUGCUCAUGGACAUCUGGUCGCUCGUGGAUUUGGCGGUCUACGGCAACACGUCGCCGGACCACCUCUGGUACGGCGCCAUGGAGCGCCACAACAACAACGUGCGCGCCCUCGUGCCGCCGGAGAACCUCCUCGAGUUCGACAACAAGCGCCACUCCUGGGUCGACAUCUUGGACUUCCUCCGCGUCGAGGAGCCGCACUACUCGCGCCUCGCGGGCCAGCCCCUGCCCUGGCUCAACUGCGUCCCGGGCAAGACCUGCGUCUCCCACAUCUCCCACAAGAUCACGGCGCCCCACGAGAAGCUCGUCUUCGCCGCCUGCCUCGCGCUGACGGCCGCGCUCGCGUUCCUCUACCGCGCCGCGCACGCCAAGGCCGCGGCCUAG